Molecule: messenger RNA, 4038 nt
Organism: Closterium sp. Naga37s-1
Lineage: Eukaryota; Viridiplantae; Streptophyta; Zygnematophyceae; Desmidiales; Closteriaceae
Source: the annotation of a GenBank genome assembly
AUGGCGGGGAGCACGGACCUGACGAAGCAGGUGGAGGCGUUGCUGGAAGAUCCGUCGCAGACGAUUCUCAUGGCGAUGAAACUCUCCAAGAACCAGGCAUCGUGGACCGUCGCCGGGCGACGCGGGCGGCUGCAGAGCAAACCGCGUAUCCUCGCUAUUGGCGUGAGGCGCAAGGAGAACACGGGGAAACAGAAGCCAAAAAUCCACAUCAUCAAGCCCGGACCUCAAGGACUAGAGCUGCUCAAGUCAUACCGAUUGGGAGCCCUCACGAGCAUUGAGCUAGUCACCAGUGACACCACAGGCCGCUCCUUCCUCUUGGUGUUUGACGAGAAAACGGACAGCUCACAGCCUCAAUGGACCACAAGGACAGUCGACGACAGGAACCAGCUGGUGUUUCUGCUGCUCAAGAUGUGCAAGGACUAUCUGAAAACGCUCCCCAAAGUCAUUGGGCUCGAUGUGGUCGACCUCGCGCUGUGGGCCAAGAAAAACGCCAAGUCAUUGCCAGGAGGAGCACGGCUGACAGAGGAAGGGGAGGGCGAGGCGGUGGGGGUGGAGAGCGAGUCGAUGAUGGCGCAGGACAGCCUGGUGUCUAAGGUGGAGGAGGAGGACAUGGAGGCGCUGCUGGGCACGUUCAAGGUGGGAGUGGAUGGCGAGGCGGUGGGGGUAGAGAGUGAGUUGAUGAUGGCGCAGGACAGCCUGGUGUCCAAGGUGGAGGAGGAGGACAUGGAGGCGCUGCUGGGCAUCUAUGUGAUUGGAAUUGACGAGGCAGAGGCGUUCAGCGAGCGGCUGAAGAGGGAGCUGGGGGCAUUGGAGGCCGCGAACGUUCAUGCCAUUCUGGAAAGCGAGGCACUGGUGGAGGAGGUGGUUGACAGCCUGGACGAGGCGGCGGGACGAGUGGAGGACAUGGAGAACUGGCUGAACGUGUUCAACGUGAAGCUCAAGCACAUGCGCGAUGACAUUGAAUCGAUAGAGGCGCAGAACAACAUGCUAGAGAUGCAAGCAAAGAACAACAAGAAGCUCCUAGAGGAGCUCGAGACGCUCCUCGAGUCGCUCUACAUCCCGCCGCAGUGCAUCCGCGUGCUCUCCUCGGGCUCCCUGGACGAGCAAGCCAUGCCCAACACGCUCGAGGCCGUGGGGUGGCUGGUGGAUGCCGUGAAGAAGCUGGAGCCUCCGCAGCUGGACCAGAAUUACGUCAACAUGCGCGCGCCCGCCAUGCCCAACACGCUCGAGGCCGUGGGAUGGCUGUUGGACGCCGUGAAUAAGCUGGAGCCGCCUCAGCUGGACCAGAACUACGUCAACAUGCGUGCGGUGCGGGAGAAGAAGGCUGAACUCGACAGCUUGAAGAAUGGCUUCGUGCGGCGGGCCACUGAUUUCAUUCGCUCCUUCAUCUCCUCCACCGUCGAGGCUGCUGCGGAGCUGGAUCCCAACGUGCUAGACAACAUUCGGCGGACGUACAUCCACUCACUCAACAUGCUGCUCAGGCGCGAGACGUACAUCCACUCACUCAACAUUCUGCUCAGGCGCGAGAUCUCCGUGCAUCGGCGCGUGUCUCAGCCAAGGCCAGCACAGCUCCACCUGCUCUGGAGCAGGGCAGCGCUGCCUCCCUUUGACUGCAUGCUAACUGCCCCCUUAUUGCCCAACCUGCCCACCUCUCAGGCUCGUGAGUUCUCCACCGAUCUCCGUGCAUCAGCGCGUGUCUCCGCCAAGACCAGCACGGCCCCGCCUUUCCUUGAGCAAGGCAGUGCUGCCCUGCCGCCUGCUGCUGACUCCCAAGCUGCCAGCGACGCCUUUGCCAAGAUGCUCCGCGCGUUCCUGCCCUUGAUUUCUGAAGAGGGUCUCUUCUUCCAGCAGUUCCUCUGCUUCUCCCCAGCAGCAGACGACGAUGAAGAGCCCUUGUCUGAUGAAGAUGCGGCAGCACUGGCAGCAGCAGCGGAGCAGCUAUUCGAGGGAAUCCAUGAGGACUUUGUGGCGAUGGUGGAGUGGGUGUUCAAGGUGGACCCUCUGCGCUGCAUCACUCUCGUGGGGCACACGGAGGCGUGGCAGCAGCAGCAGCAGCAGCUGCAGUUGCAGCAUGGGGCUGAUGCCGGGGGGUGUGGAGCCGUUAUUACCAGGAAGCUUCUGCUCGAGCUGGAGACGAGAAUCAGGCAGAAUUUCUUCCGAUACGUGGAGGAGGCUAAUGGGCGGAUUGAACGGUACGACAGAGGCGUCAAGCAGGCGGGCGUGCUGUUGUACGUGCCUUAUUCACGACUUACCCCCACCUCUCCCGCUUCCCCCACCCUGCGCCUGUCCCUUUGUUCCUCUCUCCAGUACGUGGAGGAGGCGAAUGGGCAGAUCGAGCGGUACGACAGAGGCGUGAAGCAGGCGGGUGUGCCUUUAUUCAACCCAUCCCUCUUCCUCCCUCCCCCCUGCCAACCCCAGUAUGUGGAGGAGGCGAAUGGGCAGAUCGAGCGGUACGACCGGGGCGUGAAGCAGGCGGGCGUGCUGUCGUACGUGCCUCUACUCUUGAGUCGACUCAAAAGUCACUAUUAUGUGGAGGAGGCGAAUGGGCAGAUUGAGCGGUACGACCGGGGCGUCAAGCAGGCGGGCGUGCUGUCGUACGUGCCUCGCUUUGCAGCGCUGGCGGUGCGAAUGGAGGGGCUGGUCAUGGGCUCGUGCAGAGACCUGGUGGACCAGGCUUAUAACAAGCUGCAUGUCAAGAUGGCAGUGCGAAUGGAGGGGCUGGUCAUGGGCACGUGCAGAGACCUGGUGGACCAGGCCUACAACAAGCUGGUGAGGCGUGGGGUGGGGAAGAAGGGUGGGGAAGAGGGGUGGGGAAGAGGAGUGGGGAAGAGGAGUGGGGAAGAGGGGUGGGGAAGAGGGGUGGGGAAGAGGGGUGGGGAAGAGGGGAUGUGGGCACUCAUAGGGAUGUUGGUGGUCCGCGCGAAUGGGAACGUGCAGGGACCUGGUGGACCAGGCGUACAACAAGCUGGUGAGAGAGAGAAGGGCGUGAAGGGGGGUGGGAAUGGGUGCAGUGGGAAUGGAUGGGGCAAUAAAGGAAUGGAGGGGCUGGUCAUGGGCACGUGCAGAGACCUGGUGGACCAGGCGUACAACAAGCUGGUGAGGCACAGGGUGGGGGCAGCUCAGAGCGGCCCCAAGUACUGCGGCAUGCUUUUUCCAUCCCAUAUCCGCCUCUCUGCCACCCUACGCUCCCCCCAUUGCCUUCCUCCCUUCCCCCUCCCUCAUUCCUCCCCCCCAUCAUCUCCAGGUGAGCACCAUCCCAGAUCGACCCCAAGCACUGCGACUUGCUUUUUCCAUCCCAUAUCCGCCUCUCUGCCACCCUACGCUCCCCUCAUUGCCUUCCUCCCUUCCCCCUCCCUCAUUCCUCCCCCCCAUCAUCUCCAGGUGAGCACCAUGUUCUCUACGCUGGACCGCAUAGCCCAGAUCGACCCCAAGCACUGUGACGUGAGCACCAUGUUCUCUACGUUGGACUGCAUAGCCCAGAUUGACCCCAAGCACUGCGAUGUGCUGCUGCUGGAGAAUCAUGCGGCCUUCCAGAACAGCACAUACGACCUGGCGGGCACCAUCCCCACGCUGCGCCUCUUCUACCAGCAGUCCAUUCCAGUGAGACGUACGAGACUGCCGGCUCGAAUGGCAGCCGCUCACCUCGCACUCAUUCUCCCCAAUCCCCGCUAUCUGUGUGCGACAAGGGCUCACAAGAAGGGGAGUGACGGGGAGGGAGCGGAGUGCCUCUUCUACCAGCAGUCCAGUGAGACAUACGAGACAGCAUGCACGCGCCACAUCGACUCAGUCAUCUUCGGGGCUCUGCGUGGGCUCUCUGUGUGCGAGAAGGGCUCUCUACAGACGGCAUGCACGCGCUACAUCGACUCAGCCAUCUUCGGGGCUCUGCGUGGGCUCUCUGUGUGCGAGAAGGGCUCUCUACAGACGGCAUGCACGCGCUACAUCGACUCAGCCAUCUUCGGGGUGAGUUCCUGGGUGAACGUUCUUUCUCUGCGGAGAGUGACAAGUAGGAGGAGAGGGGCCCUGCUGCCACUCAAGUGA